This is a messenger RNA of Larimichthys crocea (large yellow croaker), 5956 nucleotides long. It is a transcript of the gene fmnl2a, whose product is annotated as formin-like 2a. The coding region runs from base 642 to 3929 and encodes 1095 amino acids. Gene Ontology annotation, cellular component: cytosol. The record is from RefSeq and is a predicted model, not a curated record. Lineage: Eukaryota; Metazoa; Chordata; Actinopteri; Sciaenidae. Gene Ontology annotation, biological process: regulation of cell shape; cortical actin cytoskeleton organization; cell migration. The transcript has 28 exons. Gene Ontology annotation, molecular function: small GTPase binding; actin filament binding.
GAGCUCAUUGUAGGGAGGGAUGAGAGUGUGUGUGGUAUGUGCGUGUGUGUGAGUGUGUGUGAGGAGCCCCCUCCUCUCCUUAAACUAGCUGGUCAGCAGCGGAGGGAUUAGUGAAGCCAGCUCCACUCACACUGAACUCACAGACGGCGGCGGGGGUUAGAUUGCAACAAGCGGUGAAUCAUGCUCGUCGUCAUUACUACCGACUGGGAGUGGAGCCGAAAUUGUGCAAGAUACGGAUAACAGCGAGGAAAGGGUCCGUGUGGAUCGACUCAAGUUUCCAGGUCCUCUCUCAUAUUUUAAUUUUUUUUUUGCCGUGAAAAUGCCUCAUCAGGAGCUGAGCUGCUCCUGCUCCUCCUGCUCCUCCUGCUCCUGCUGCUGCGGCUGCUGCUGCUGCUCGGACCCGACGCUUUCUGCUGCCUCCCUCACAUGUGCUUUAUGUUGAACAAGAAGAAGAAGAAGGAGAAGGAGAAGAAGUGAGCAAGGAGAAAAGCUGAAAAAAAAGGAGAGGAGCCUCAAAACAAAAACAAACCAAAGAGGAGGAUAUUUCUAUUUUUUUCGCCGUGCGGAGAUUUUCUUCUCAAAAAGAGGAGAGGUGGUGGGGGGUGAAAAGUUGUACUUGUUGGUCAAAAAGAGGAGGAAACAUGGGGAACGCAGGGAGCAUGGACCAACACACUGAUUUCAGAGGACACAACAUGCCUCUGAAACUACCCAUGCCCGAGCAAAGUGAGCUGGAGGAGAGAUUUGCAACCGUUUUGAACUCGAUGAAUCUUCCUCCGGACAAAGCACGACUGUUGCGGCAGUAUGACAACGAGAAGAAGUGGGAACUCAUCUGCGAUCAGGAGCGCUUCCAAGUGAAAAACCCGCCGCACACGUACCUCCAAAAGCUGAGGAGUUAUCUAGAUCCAGCAGUCACAAGGAAGAAAUUCAGACGAAGAGUUCAGGAGUCCACCCAAGUCCUGAGAGAACUGGAAAUUUCGUUACGGACCAAUCAUAUAGGGUGGGUGAGGGAGUUCCUAAAUGAGGAGAACAAAGGCCUGGACGUGCUGGUGGAGUAUCUUUCUUUUGCACAGUAUGCCGUCACGUUUGAUGGCGAUUGUGUGGAGAACAACCCAGAGGCUGUGAUAGAUAAAUCUAAGCCCUGGAGCCGCUCUAUAGAAGAUCUACAUGGAGGAAGCACCCUGCCAUCUCCCAUCACUGGGAACGGCAUCACGCGUGCCGGGCGUCAUUCCACGUUACGUUGCAACACGCUGCCGAGCCGGAGAACCUUGAAAAACUCCAGACUGGUCUGCAAGAAAGACGACGUCCACGUCUGCAUCAUGUGCCUGCGUGCUAUCAUGAACUACCAGUAUGGCUUCAACAUGGUGAUGUCACACCCACAUGCUGUGAAUGAAAUUGCACUAAGUCUCAACAAUAAAAACCCACGAACUAAAGCUCUGGUCUUGGAGCUCCUGGCGGCAGUUUGUCUCGUGAGAGGAGGCCAUGAAAUUAUUCUCUCUGCGUUCGACAACUUUAAGGAGGUGUGUAUGGAGAUGCAGCGGUUCGAGAGGCUAAUGGAGUAUUUCAAGAACGAGGACAACAACAUCGACUUCAUGGUGGCCUGUAUGCAGUUCAUCAACAUAGUCGUGCACUCGGUGGAGGAUAUGAACUUCAGAGUUCAUCUACAGUUCGACUUCACCAAGCUGUGUCUGGACGACUACUUAGACAAACUAAAGCACACAGAGAGCGAUAAGCUGCAGGUCCAGAUCCAGGCCUACUUGGAUAAUGUCUUUGACGUGGGAGCCCUUCUGGAGGAUGCAGAAACCAAAAACGCUGCCCUGGAGCGCGUUGAGGAGCUGGAGGAGAAUAUGUCACAUAUGACGGAGAAGCUGCAGGACAUGGAGAAUGAGGCCAUGUCCAAGAUCGUGGAGCUGGAGAAGCAGCUGAUGCAAAGGAACAAGGAUCUUGAAUCCAUCAGGGAAGUCUACAAAGACACCAGCUCGCAGGUUCACUCGCUGCGGCAGAUGUUGAAGGAGAAGGACGAGGCCAUCCAGCGACAGAGUAAACUGGAGAAGAAGAUCCACGAACUGGAGAAACAAGGCACCAUCAAGAUCCACAAGAAGGGAGACGGAGACAUUUCCAUCCUGCCAUCGCCACCCUCUUGUGCGGAGGGCUUGCCGGGUGGCAUGAUGGUGGGAGGAAACGGUGCUCCUGUCGGUCCGUACCACAUGGGAGUUGUAGCGGGUGCGCCCGCUCCACCACCACCGCCUCCGCCGCCGCCUCCACUGCCUGUGAAUGGCAUAUUGUCAAACGGACCAUCAUCGGUCAUACCUGCAGCAGCUCCACCACCUCCGCCGCCUCCCCCUCCACCUCCACCUCCGCCUCCUCCUCCAGGGCCAGCCUCGGCGUUCUCAGCGCCUCCGCCUCCUCCGCUUCCUCCUGUAGCUCCCCCGCUGCCCGGCUGUGGGACCCCCACUGUCAUCAUGAACUCUGGGUUAGCAGAGGGACCCAUCAAACUUUUCUCUGUUAAGAUCAAGAAACCCAUCAAGACAAAGUUCCGUAUGCCUGUCUUCAACUGGGUAGCCUUGAAACCAAACCAGAUCAACGGGACUGUCUUCAAUGAGAUUGAUGACGAGAGGAUACUCGAGGACCUGAACGUGGACGAGUUCGAGGAGAUGUUCAAGACGAAGGCCCAGGGCCCGGCAAUCGACCUCAACAUGAGCAAGCAGAAGGUCAUUCAGAAGGGGCCCAGCAAGGUGACGCUACUGGACUCCAACAGAGCAAAGAACCUGGCCAUCACACUGAGGAAAGUGGGCAAGACUCCUGAGGAGAUCAGCAAGGCCAUUCAGAUCUUUGACCUACGAACUCUGCCGGUGGACUUUGUGGAGUGUCUGAUGCGCUUCCAGCCCACAGAGAACGAGAUUAAAGUCCUGCGGCAGUUUGAGAAGGAGCGCAAGCCGCUGGAGAGCCUGACCGAUGAGGACCGCUUCAUGAUGCAGUUCAGUAAAAUCGAGAGGCUCAUGCAGAAGAUGACCAUCAUGGCGUUCAUCGGCAACUUCACCGAGAGCGUGCAGAUGCUCACGCCGCAACUUCAUGCCGUCAUCGCUGCAUCGGUGUCCAUCAAGUCAUCGCAGAAGCUAAAGAAAAUCCUCGAGAUUAUCUUGGCGCUUGGUAACUACAUGAACAGCAGCAAAAGAGGAGCGGUGUACGGAUUCAAACUGCAGAGUUUAGACUUGCUACUUGAUACCAAGUCGACAGACCGUAAGUUAACGCUGUUACACUACAUAGCCAAUGUGGUGAAGGAGAAAUACGCGCAGGUUUCUCUCUUCUACAACGAGCUGCACUACGUGGAGAAAGCUGCAGCAGUGUCGCUGGAGAACGUUCUGCUGGAUGUCAAGGAGCUGAACAGAGGCAUGGAGCUGACCAAAAGAGAGUACAGCAUGCACGGCCACAACACCAUGCUCAAAGACUUCAUCGCACACAAUGAGAGCAAGCUGAAGAAGCUGCAGGAUGAUGCCAAGAUUGCACAGGACGCCUUUGACGAGGCAGUGAAAUUCUUCGGGGAGAACUCCAAAACGACGCCGCCCUCCGUCUUCUUCCCCGUGUUUGUGCGAUUUGUUAAAGCUUACAGGCAAGCGGAGGAGGACAAUGAGCAGAGAAAGAGACAGGAGCAGAUUCUGAUGGAGAAACUUCUGGAACAGGAGGCCAUGAUGGAGGAAGACCAGAAGUCUCCAUCUCAUAAGAACAAGCGGCAGCAGCAAGAGCUGAUCCAGGAGCUCAGGAGGAAACAGGUGAAAGACAGCCGCCACGUCUACGAAGGCAAAGACGGAGCGAUUGAGGACAUCAUCACGGCCUUAAAGAAGAAUAAUAUUACUAAAUUUCCCAAUGUCCACUCGAGGGUAAGGAACUCCUCCAGUAGCACCCCUGUAGUGGUGGAUGUGUCCCAAACCUGAUUUGAGGAAUCAGCCUUACAGGCGAGCGGACGCUGUGCGGCGGAGCGUCAGGAGACGCUUUGAUGAUCAGAACCUGCGGCCGGUGAACAACGGCGAAGUGGUCAUGUGACGAGGGAAACAGUGCAUGUGCUCGGGGGGGUAAAGGGGGGUAAAGAUGGAGAGGAUGUGUAAAGUAGGGAGGGAGAGACGGGAUGCAGAUUGAAGGACGAUAAGUGAAAGAGUGCUGUAGCAACCAUAGAGAUGAGUAUGUAUAUAUAUUACAUAAGAAUACACGUUAUUCCAUGUCUGUGGUAUAGUAGCUUUUAACUAUGAAGGACUGGGACAUGUAUGGGACUGAAUUUAAAGUGUCUGAAAGGUUGAUUCACAAACCUUAGACAAGCCAAGUGCCUGAACUUAUAUUUGUGGGCUAACUGUCAUGCUGUCUGAUGGCUGUUUUUUUUUUACUAUUCCCCCACUUUAAGCAAUACAACUUGACCUGGCUUUAAUUGUAAAAGGUGUGUAAAAGUGGACUUGCGGUGGCCUUAAGAGCCACGUAAAGAGAGAUGCUUCCUCUGGAAACAUAACGUAGAAUGUAUGGGACGCGUUCCCUUUAGCUGUUACAAAUAUUCCAUCUUUGAAGUGUUGAGUUUGACACUGUAGUAUCUUGGUACAUUCCAGCGCUCUUUGUCUCCCCCAUUCCUUGUAUCAUACAGACGUGCUCAACCUGCACUUUCUUUUUGUACAUCUCAUGAGGCUUUUCAGCUUUGACUUUAAAAAAAGAAAAAAGAAAAAAAAAGGGCUGCUGAUCAAGGCACGGAGAUCAGAAACUCUAUAUUUGUAGUAAAGUAAGGAUGAUGAAGAAAAAAAGACAGUCAUUCAUGUCAAAACAAGACCGGGCUAAUGCGAAUUGUAUAUAUCAGGCAUCUUCGCACCGGAUCAAGCCUGAAUUUGUAGCUCUAAAUCAAACAGAAGUAGGCUCUCCUAUUCACAAAAAGAAAAAAAAGUCUACCGUCCAUUUAAAAAAUGUAAAUGUUGCAUUUUUGUAGCAGCACAGCAAUUGGUUUGGUUUCUGGGAACAAAUAAAAACAGAGUAAACAAGCCUGUAAAGCAACACGAAAUCCAUUUUUUCUACCACACGUAGAAACCACAUGAAAGAUACUGAACCCUACUGGACGAUCUCAUUGUCAAAACUGGAUAUAACUUUGCAUUACAUCUCUGUCACCUUUUUUUUUUUUUUGUUGCUGUUGUUGUUUUUACAAAUUAAUUAUCUUCCAGGCUACUGUGUCUACUCACUUUAUUGUAAUUUUAAUGUAUAGUAUUUAACCACUGAAAGGAUUUCCUUUAAGCUCAUGUUCUCAUCUAAAUGUGGGUCAUUUUAAAAACAUGGCAAAACAAAGUACACAAAAAAAAAGCUCCAUAAAUGUACAGAUAUUUUGCUACAAACCAUGUUUUUUUUUCUUAAUUCCCAUUACCAGAUGGUUAAUAUUGUACAUAUUGUUUAAACAAAAAAGUUUUCAUUGCCUUGUGCUAUACAACUUGAAUGUUAUUUUAACUUAUAGUUUUUGUUUUCCUUUUUUUUUUUGUAUAUUUAAUUAAGCCAAAUGAAUCUACAGUAGUGCGUUGAAUCAUUCGUUAAUGUCUCACAGCAGGAGGCAGCGGAUCACUGACUUUUGUCUGCGGGUGUGUCACAGAGACGCCGAAGCCAGCUACAAAAAACACGCAACACGCGUGUGAUGUGGAAGCGUUUGAACAGAUUUAAAACUCUUAAAUCAAACAUUGUAUCUAAUAAAAACUAGUUUUCCACUGGUUGACCUGUGGUUCGCUGGUUUUGUGGCUCUGUGAUACACCCUCCUGUAAUUAUCUCCACUGAAGCACGUGCUGCCGUUCAUCUCUUCUCUCUCUUUCAACUUCUGUAAUAUUUUGUUUUCAUGUAAUAAUUUCUCUAACUGGAUAAUACUGGCAUGUUUUUAUUUUGUUUGUUUUUUUGUUACUUUUCACCAGAAAUGUAUUUUAGGCAGUUUGUGCUUAUUACAAAAUAACAAGCUUUU